CCCAAGCCUCGCCGCCCAAGCCUCGCCGCCCAAGCCUCGCCGCCCACGCACCCACGCACAGACCUCGGCAUCUACAGCCUUGUGUGGGGUAAGUGUGGGGAACAAGCUCCGUCCCUGGGCCUUAUAUCCGGCUCCCCUCUCCUGCUCUCUCUGCUUUUACCGAAACAUUGUUUAUUUACCGUUAUGUCUCAAUUCGCUAAUCUGGGAGUUCUUUGUCGACGCGCUGCUGUGGUGGGGGGUGUGAGACCGCUGGUGAGGGGGAGGGGGCUGAGGAUGGUGGUGAGUGGGAGGAGGGGGAUGGCGAGUGCGAAGGCGCUGGAGGAGGAUGAUGGGAAGUUACCGUUGAAGGGGGUUAGGGUUCUUGAUAUGACGAGGGUGUUGGCUGGGCCGUAUUGCACGCAGAUUCUGGGCGACCUGGGAGCGGAGGUAAUCAAAGUUGAGCACCCCAUCCGCGGCGACGACACACGAGCCUGGGGUCCCCCAUACGCUCCAUACACCAAGGAAUCCGGCCUCUCCGGCCCUGGCGAAAGCGCGUACUACCUCUCCGUAAACCGCAACAAGAAAUCCCUCGCCCUCUCCUUCCAGCACCCCUCCGGCGUCGCCGCCCUCCACAAACUCCUCCCCACAAUCGACAUCCUCGUCGAAAACUACCUGCCCAACACCCUCGCAAAAUACUCCCUCGACUACGCCACCCUCUCCGCCCUAAACCCAAAGCUCAUCUACGCUUCCGUCACGGGCUAUGGACAGACGGGCCCGUAUGCCCCGCGCGCGGGAUACGAUGUCAUGGUCGAGGCAGAGAUGGGGUUAAUGCACAUCACCGGCUCGCGCGACGGGCCGCCGGUGAAAGUUGGUGUUGCGGUGACGGAUUUGACGACGGGGUUGUAUACUAGUAACGCCAUUAUGGCCGCCCUCCUAGCGCGCGCGCGGACGGGGCGCGGUCAGCAUAUCGACGCCGCCUUGUCGGAUUGCCAGGUUGCGACUUUGAGUAACCUUGCUAGUUCCAGCUUGGUGAGCGGAGAAAGGGAUAGUGGGAGGUGGGGGACGGCACAUCCGAGUAUUGUUCCCUACCGCGCGUUUGCGACGAAGGAUGGGGAGUUUUUGGUGGGAGGGGGGAAUGAUCGGUUAUUUGGGAUUUUGUGUGAAGGGUUAGGGAGGGGGGAAUGGGCGGGAGAUGAGAGGUUUAAGACGAAUGCGGAGAGAGUUGCUAACCGCGUGGUGCUGGAGGGGAUGAUUGAGGAGGUUACGAGGGGACGGACGACGCAGGAGUGGUUAGAGGCGUUUGAGGGAAAAGGGUUGCCAUAUGCGGCGGUGAAUGAUGUUAGGAAUACCUUGGAUCAUGAGCAUGUUCGGGCGAGGGGCAUGGUGGUGAAUGUUGGGCAUGGGGCGUGUGGGGAGGUCCAGAUGGUGAAUACGCCGGUGAAGUAUAGUGAGGCGCUGCCGGGGAUUAGGACGGCGCCGCCGCUGUUGGGGGAGCAUACGGAGGAGGUGCUGAGGGAGAUGCUGGGGAUGAGUACGGGGGAGAUUGAGGCGAUGAGGAAGGAGGGGGCCGUGAGGUAGGUGUGGAAUGUCUGCCAUGGGAAACGGGUUGGGGAGCUGUGAUGAUAAACAAGAGCCUAUAAGAGGAACACGCCCCCUGUUGUUCCGGCAGUUGAGGGUGCGCCUGUACGAGUGCGCACAGUUUCGGACACUCUUUGGGCAUUCUAACACCUAACUGUAGCCCAUGGGCUACCAUAGAUUAAAAUCGACCUUUAUGGUAACAAAGAACAUACUCUUUAAAGCUUUCCAACACCGAAAUGCAAACCCCUGAGCUACCAUAGACCGAAGCCGACCUUUGAUUAAAUGGCCACUUUUUAAUUUGCAAUUACGGUAGCAAAACCUGCAAUUCCUUAUUUCUUCUACGGCUGUUAUUGUACCAAUCGGUGUAAAGCAGUGGACUGUUGAUAAUCCUGAGAAUCGGCUCUCUGUUACUGUAAAUGAACCUUUUUGGAACCUCGUCGCGAGUGACGAGAUAAAAGCCAAAGAUAAAUGGCACAGCAGUGUCAAGGAGGACGACAAUGACGAUCGAGGAAAACGUAAGAUUCCGAUCCCAACAUCUACUACGUCAGAUAUUAUGGCGACUGACAGUGUAUAGUCAAGCGGAAGAGAAGCGGCGAGGACGAGGUCAAGGAUAAGGACGGGGCCAACGAGAUACCCAGCAAUCCAACCAUUGAUAAUUUUAUGGCCAAGAUAUAAAGGCAACAACUAGCAAACAGAAUAUAAAUUCCACUUCUUCCUGGUCGUCGAGCUCCCUUUCUUAGAGGAACUUCAGUGGGUCUUCCCCGCAUGAACCCCGCAAACUAUACGCGCCUGUCCGCAUAUUUUUCCCACAUCAAAUUCCAAUGAGCCAAGCUGGUCACCGCGGAACUUCCCAAUCUACCCCACACUGGGGGUCGAUCAAGGCCGGACUUCGCGGCGAUGACGGGUUGGU
Molecule: messenger RNA, 2467 nt
Organism: Pseudogymnoascus destructans
Lineage: Eukaryota; Fungi; Ascomycota; Leotiomycetes; Thelebolales; Thelebolaceae
Exons: 3
Coding region: 184-1557 (457 amino acids)
Molecular function (GO): catalytic activity
Source: RefSeq, a predicted model, not a curated record